CCCUCCUGCAAUCAGUGAUCACAUUGGCCACCAUUUUCUCCUUUCCACUAAUCUGCAAUCACAAUGCGUCUCCUCCUACUCAUCCCAGUCUUCUCUUUCGCUCUGUUCUGCAGUUUCACUCUGAUUCAGGGGCAGCAACCUUAUAUUGGUUUGGGCACAGUAGCCUGUCGCAGAAAGGGCAAUCCAAAAUCUAUUCGUGGUUACACUUGCAACGGCGUUGCUCAUAGCUGCCAAGCCUACCUCACCUUCCGAUCUCAACCCAUUUACUACUCUGUUUCCACAAUUUCUGCCUUGCUUGGCUCUGACCCAUCUCAACUUGCUGAAAUCAACUCAGUUUCUCUGAACGCCACCUUUGCGAAAGAUCAAUUGGUGAUUGUUCCCGUCAACUGCUCCUGUGCAAGUGAUUAUUACCAGACCAACACUUCCUACACUAUCCACAGCACAGACACGUAUUUUUUGAUUGCUAACGACACUUUCCAAGGCCUCUCAACCUGUCGAGCUCUGAUUAAGGAAAACAACAUUCCUGGAGAUUUGUUUCCCGGCACAAAACUUACAGUCCCUCUUAGAUGUGCUUGUCCCACAAAAAAUCAAACUGACAAAGGCGUCAAGUACUUAUUGAGUUACUUGGUCACCUGGGGUAAUUCUGUUGCCGCCAUCAGUAAAAGAUUUGGGGCACCCACUGAUCUCACUCUCGAAUCAAAUAGCCUUUCUGCUCAAGAUUGGAUUUAUCCCUUUACCACACUUUUAGUGCCUCUUAAACACAAACCCAACAUCUCUCGAAUCGUUGUGUCUCCUCCUCCACCAUCUCCGACAUCCCCACCGUCUUCUUCUCCAUCCGGUGGCAGCACAAAUAAGACAUGGAUAUAUGCAGUGGUUGGAGCUGUCGGAGGUAUUGCCUUGAUAUCACUCCUGCUCCUUGGUAUACUUGUUUUCCGUAAACGGUAUCCUAUUCUUAGGAGCGAAAAGAAAGAUGAUUCUGCCAUAUUGUCAGAAAGUUUCGAGGCAACAGGGAAGCCAGAAGUAAAAAACGCCGGGGAAGAGUCGGAAACGUUGUCUGAGAUAAUAUCCGACAUAGCUCAGUCUUUCAAAGUGUAUGGAUUUAAGGAACUACAGCGGGCAACGGAUAAUUUUAGUUCAAACUGCUGCAUCAGAGGGGGUGUUUACCGCGGUGUGAUUAAUGGUGAUUUGGCUGCCAUUAGGAAGAUGGAUGGCGACGUGUCCAAAGAGAUAGCAAUUCUUAGCAAAGUCAACCACUCUAAUGUGAUACGCCUUUCGGGGGUCAGCUUCAGCGAGGGCCAUUGGUUCCUGGUUCAUGAGUAUGCAGCUAAUGGAUCCUUGACUGAUCGGAUCUACGUCAACAACACGGAUGGCAAGUUUUUGACUUGGAGUCAGAGAAUGCAAAUAGCAUUGGACGUGGCCACAGGACUCGACUAUCUCCAUAGUUUCAUUUCUCCUCCUCUUAUCCACAAGGAUCUCAAGAGUGAUAACAUCCUUCUGGAUGCUGAUUUGAGGGCCAAGAUUGCUAACUUGGGGCUCGCAAGGUCAGUAGAAGGCGAGGAUGAUCAGUUCCCCGUGACGAGGCAUAUUGUUGGAACAAGAGGCUAUAUGGCACCUGAGUAUCUAGAAAAUGGCAUAGUCUCAACAAAACAAGAUGUGUAUGCAUUUGGGGUUGUCAUGCUGGAAAUAUUAAGCGGAAAAGAGGUUGCUGCUGUUCAUUCAGGAGAUAAAGGGAGUUUGUCGGAUGUUUUAAGUGUGAUUCUUGAUGCGGACUGUGAAGAGGAGAAGCUGAGGGAUUUUAUGGAUCCUCGCCUGGUCGGAAAGUUUCCACUGGAACUUGCUGGGUUUGUGGUUAGAAUGAUUGAUAAUUGCUUGAGGAAAGAUCCAGCGAGUCGCCCUGCCAUGCAUGACAUUGUGUCGUCUCUCUCUGUAACGUUGAACUCUUCAUUGGCCUGGGAAAGAUCAGUGACCAUCUCAGGAGACCAGAGCUUCAGCAGAAGCUCUUAAUUUUGCACAGCCUGAAACAAGACACUAGCAACAAAAGUAUUGCUUCUAUCUACAUGUUCCAAACACACAUUUAAAUAGCCAUUUGUAUUUCUCCUACUUUUAAAUCAGUUUGUUUAUCGGAUCGAAUGUGUCAAACAAUCUGAAACCUCAAAGUUCCGGUUGUACACCCUUGUUCAUGCAAUGUGGUUUAAGCA
This is a messenger RNA of Neltuma alba, 2198 nucleotides long. Its product is annotated as lysM domain receptor-like kinase 4. NCBI's taxonomy places the organism in Eukaryota, Viridiplantae, Streptophyta, Magnoliopsida, Fabales, Fabaceae. The record is from RefSeq and is a predicted model, not a curated record. The transcript has a single exon. Gene Ontology annotation, biological process: protein phosphorylation. Gene Ontology annotation, molecular function: ATP binding; protein kinase activity. The coding region runs from base 64 to 2004 and encodes 646 amino acids.